GGACGGCGAGUGAAAGCUAACAUUUUAACGAGCUGGAGCUGAUUUUAACGAACCAUCAACAACUUUACAAGCUAACUUAGCUUAUGUAUCUCACCGGGUUUUAAAAGAACCUACACUUUGUGACAAGUCGUUUGUCCGUAGACACUACAUUUCCCACAAUUCAGCUAAGUUACCGAAGUUAACGUACGCGCCUUCUGCGGGAAAAGUCUUUGUAGGCAGUCGAUUGUCCACAACAACUACAUUUCCAGCAAUUCAUCUAAGUCGUAUAACGUAGCAUACGUGCUUUCUGUGAUGGAAAAAAAAAAUCUAACAGCUGAACACGAGUUAACUACAUUUCCCAUAAUCCCCCUGAGCUACUCAGCGUAGGUUACGCACGUUCUAGAACCUUGACGAGUCUUCUGGCGCGACUCGCGUUUCAGAAUAGCUAGCUAACGUCAGCUCAGCCCAGCCUACCUCCAGGGCAGUUCACACCACAGGAACAGAGCAUUUGGGGGCUAUUUCUGCUCAACUGUUGUAUCAUAAUAUUAAAUUAGUCGGACUUGGGCCUGCAGAGACUGUCUUAGUGCGGUAAUAGGAUUAUCCCACGGGACAAUAAUGUAAACUGAGCGGAGGCAAGCUAGCAAAACAGCGACCAGCAACAAAAACAGCAAGGGGCAGAGUAGCUGCACAGGUCGGUCUUUAACGCUGUGUAUUUCUGCUUAACUUAUGCAAAGUUGUUAUUCUGUGCAGGGAUGAAACUGUCAUUGUGUGUUACAGUGUCACGGAGUAACAGACAGUUUGAUCCAUAACAUCAUACAAACAAAGUCAUGUAACUAUGGCGUUGUAGCUAGCUACAUAACAACCAGCUGACCCCGUGCAAACAGAUUUAUAACUUGUGCGUCAUGUAGGUUCCAGAAAGUGUCUAUAUUAGCUCAUCUGACUGGUAUCAAUACUGAUCUCCCAGAUCAGAUCCGUUUAUAGUUACCUACCCGCGUGUCUGUUGAAACCAUUUCAUCGACUGGACCACCAUGCAUCACUCUGCUCCCUCAAGCAGUGAACUGAGGUUUCUGCCAGCCAUGUAUUCAUUUUCAGGCCCCACCAGCCUUCCUGAAUUUGAUCUGGGAUCUCCUAGUACGUCUGGACACCUACAGAGAGCAAGAGUCUCCAACAGCUGGGAGACACGAUGCCUUAGGAAACACAGGAGGAGAACAGAUGAUGAGGGAUGCAGUGCCAAAAAGAGGAGGCUAAUGUUUGAGGCAGAAGUGGAAAUUUCAGAGAACUCAAGCUCUGGCGCUCAUUGCGACUGGCCUCCAGCAAACAGCUGUCCUCCUCUGUCCACACAACCAGCCAGUCCUGCACUUCCACAGCCCUGCCCAGCCCCUCAGCCCUCCACUGCCCUGACCCGACCUGAAACAGAGAGCUCCUGCAUGGAGGUAGAGGCAGCUCAGAGGAAACUUCAGGAGAUCGAAGACAGAAUAACACUGGAGGACGAUGACGAGGAUGAAGAUCUGGAUGUAGAGCCAGCUCAGAGACGGCCGGUGCUGGUGCUCUCUGACAGUUUGAAGGAGGGUCUACAGCGCGGCAUCAGUGACAUCCUCCCCCACACAGUAGCCCAGUCUGUGAGCCACUCCUGCAUGGAGUUGGUUCUUUGGAGGCCACCGGAUGAUCCUUUCUGUCGGAGGCUGAAGGGCUCAUUGCAAAAACAGCGUAAACAACAGACAGUGUCUCGUCAACCUCCUACUCCGUGUCCAUCUCCCAUCCCUCACAGUGCCCUCAGCCCCUCUAGUCCACCUGCAGACACACACUCUCCUCUGUACAGUUUUCCUGUGGCCCACAGCUUUGGCGAGGAGGACAUGGAAAUGUAGUAGUGCUUAUUCACAUUAAAAGCCAUGCCAAAGUAGAAGGCUGGACAUAUUGUCGCACAAAAGACUGAAGGACUCAUUUCAAGCCGGUCAGUUUGACAAAGGCAGUUGCCUUUAUAUGAACGUUGUGCUGUUUUGAACAGUUUGUACAACGCAUCAUUUGCUUCACAGUCAUUCAGUUUGUUUCCUGAUUUCAAUCCCAGGUAACUACACAUGACAUGUAAUAACUGACCUAAUUUAACAGUUGCAUCAAUGUUCAUUUUAAGGUCUGUAGACAGUCAGCCUUAUAUAACCUGUUUUAUACAACUUACAGGAUUAACCUUUGCCCUUAGAAAUCAUUUGUACAUAAUUUUGCCAAAGCCUUGCUGAUGACACACUGAUGCAUUGUAAAUCUGGCUUUGUUCUUUCCUAAACAUCGUUGUGCAGCACAUAAAUUUCCAUGUGCAGCUUCUGGGCAUUAUUGACAGAGCACUAAAGUUGUUCUCAAGUGCUCAAAGGAUGACUUCCUGCUUGCAGUCAUACUUGAGGUGGAAAGAUCAUCUUCCUCUAGUGCUUAGCAAAUGUGCCAUCUUUGAGGUUUGAGGAAUUUGUAAGGAAGUCAUGGCAAUGCACAUUUGUAUGAUAUGAUAUUAAUAUGUACAUAACCAGAAUUGCAACAAGCCAUUGCGUGUUAUUACUUUAUAUUUGUUUUUUAAUAAACGUACAUUCUUCAUGUAGAA
Molecule: messenger RNA, 2560 nt
Organism: Amphiprion ocellaris (clown anemonefish)
Lineage: Eukaryota; Metazoa; Chordata; Actinopteri; Pomacentridae
Gene: ccdc117
Product: coiled-coil domain containing 117
Exons: 5
Coding region: 1008-1844 (278 amino acids)
Source: RefSeq, a predicted model, not a curated record